AUGCUUCCCCCGGGAGAAGACGAGGUUACACCAGCUACUGCACCCGAAAUCACCGUCGCGAAUAUCGAAGAUACGAGUGGCGUUGAGCCAAACGAUGCCACGAAAGACAAUGAGACACCAGUUUUGAUAGAAGACCCACCAUCUGACGCCGACGAAGAAACACGGCUCAAGUACCUCACGACUGGUACUCGAGCGCAAGAUGAUUUGGAACGAGACAUCGGUCGCCAGGCGGACCAGCUGCUCACCGAGCAAGCUGAUGCACGAGAUAGAAAGCGCAUGGAGAAGGCAGAGUUAGAGGCAAAGCGCGCCGAGGCAGCCAUACAAAAGCUACGCAAUCGGUUGGCGUUGCCCGCUCUCACGACGCAGAAGGCGAAGCUCCGCGGCGAGAUUGCAGCAUAUCAAAUGAAGAUCGAAGACUUGGAUUCGGAUAUGGACGCGAUACAGCAGCGCAUCAACGAACGGCAUCAGGUGCCUGGAGAGAAGCAGACCACCGAGGACGGCGUCAGCGGACCGUUACCACAUGAGAGUCAGCGCGACUACCUUAUACGAACGGGCAAAAUCACACCCUUCUCAAAGUUGGCGCAAAACCAGCCUGGAGCAGGAACACUGGGAGAAGUUAUGCUGGAUGCUGAGGUCGAGGAUAUGGUAGAGGAGGCUGCCAAGGGCCCAGUGUCGCAUCGCAAUCUCAUGAAGCCCGGCUUUCAAGAUGUAGAGUCCAGCUCAGAGGCUCCUAGCCCACAGUCGACACCGCGAUCAAGCAAGCGGCGGAAGACAACUCGGCUCAGUGAUACACUAGGGUCACGCGAGUCAAGCAUUGCCCAUGGAACUACCGACGCCGAAUCCGACGACGCUUUCGAGCCCGGCCUGACCGAUCGUCAGCUUGCGAUAUUAGACGAGUCUGAGGGACAGUCGGAUGAUGUUACUCAAGAUGAUUCGUAUGCAGAAGAGGCUACUAGUCGCAAACGUAAAGUUGGUGGCAAGAAGGCAAGGAAAGCAAGGACUGCUCCGAGAGAGGAACCGGUAGAGGAGGACCUUGCAGGUGUAGACGAUGGCAAUGAGCGGGUAUAUAGGAAACGAAUGGAGAACUGGACGAAGAACCGUGCUACCGCGAGGAAGAAGGCAAAAGAGAAGGACGGUGAGGCCAUUGCUGAGGACGAGGACGAAGAAGACGAAUGCUUCCUACCUCACCCUACUGAGGCUGAUACCGAGUUCGAUGGCGGUUUUCGGAUUCCAGGCGAUAUCUAUCCGGCGUUGUUUGACUACCAAAAGACUGGCGUGCAAUGGCUCUGGGAGCUGUACUCGCAGAAUGUUGGUGGUAUCAUUGGCGACGAGAUGGGCCUGGGCAAGACGAUCCAGGCCAUCUCCUUCGUUGCUGGUCUACACUACUCGAAGCUACUCACGAAGCCUGUCAUUGUGGUAUGUCCGGCUACCGUCAUGAAGCAGUGGGUCAACGAGUUCCACCGCUGGUGGCCUGCUCUACGGGUUUCAAUCUUGCACACUUCUGGCAGUGGUAUGUUAGAUACUCGACGAGAAGACCGUCUAGAACGAGAGAUGGAACUGCGGAGCUAUGGUGACUACGAUACGACUUUGACUGGCGCUGGAAAAGCCGCCAAGAAGAUUCUCGAGAAGGUCAAGCGAGAUGGUCAUGUUCUUGUCACCACGUACUCUGGUCUUCAAACUUACUCUGAGUUUUUGAUACCGACUGAGUGGGAGUGCGCCAUUUUAGAUGAAGGUCAUAAAAUUCGGAAUCCUAACACGUCAAUCACGAUUCAUUGCAAGGAGCUGCGGACGCCGAAUCGCAUCAUUCUUUCAGGCACACCAAUGCAGAACAAUCUAACCGAGUUAUGGUCGUUGUUCGACUUCGUCUUUCCGAUGCGCCUCGGGACACUCGUCAGCUUCAGGAAUCAAUUUGAGUUUCCCAUCAAACGUGGUGGCUACGCGAAUGCAUCAAACCUAGAGUUUGAGACGGCAGUACGAUGCGCAGAGACUCUCAAGGAUGCAGUCAGCCCCUACCUACUUCAGCGUUUCAAAGCCGACGUAGCAACCGACCUACCGCAAAAGAAGGAGCAGGUGCUGUUCUGCAAGUUGACGCGUCAGCAGCGCAUGGCAUACGAGGGCUUUUUGGCAUCAGAGGAUAUGAAAUCAAUUUCGAAUGGCAAGCGCCAGAUGUUAUUUGGUGUAGAUUAUCUGCGUAAAGUGUGCAAUCAUCCGGAUCUAACGGAGCACAAGACACUUUCGAAGAAGCCCGGAUACGACUACGGUGCUCCAAACAAAUCUGGCAAGAUGCAGGUUGUGAAAGAGCUGCUCUCGCUUUGGAAGAAGGGUGGACACAAGACACUGCUCUUCGCUCAACACCGGAUCAUGCUUGAUAUUCUACAAAGGUUUCUCAACCAACUACCUGAUAUCAAUUGGCGCCGUAUGGAUGGGGAGACGCCUAUCAAGGACCGCCAGGAUCUCGUAGAUGAAUUUAACAACAACCCCAAUUUGGACGUCUUCCUCCUCACGACGAAGGUCGGAGGUUUGGGCGUCAACCUGACGGGCGCUAACCGUGUCAUCAUUUACGACCCAGACUGGAAUCCUUCAACCGACAUUCAAGCGCGAGAGCGUUCGUGGCGUCUCGGACAGAAACGAGAGGUUGAGAUAUACCGUCUGAUGUCUGCAGGUACUAUUGAAGAGAAGAUAUACCAUCGGCAGAUCUUCAAGCAGUUCCUUACGAAUAAGGUGUUGAAGGAUCCGAAACAGCGUCAAACAUUUCAGAUGAGCGAUUUACACGAUUUGUUUACACUAGGUGGCGAGAGUCUGGAUGGCGAAACAGAAACUGGAAGUAUGUUCCGCGGGAGUGAAGUCACAUUUGAGGAGAAUGGGGAGACGGCAGCACCGGAUGCUACAGCAGCCGGAGACCUCGCCGCCGUAAAGGGCAUUUCGAGAUCCGAGGCUUUCAAAGCUCCAAUCCCUGACGGUGAAGAUACCAGUGCCACUACCAAUGGACCAGAUGGCUCAGCCAACACUGCUGAGAAGGAAGCGCCAACAGACUCUCGCCUAAUGUCCACGAUUUUCGCCAGAACAGGCGUCCACUCGGUCCUCGAACACGAAGCUAUCGUAAACUCCACAGCGGGGGGUCGCAGGCGCAAGGUACAAGCUGAUCCCGCCUUCAUUCAACGUGAAGCAAAGCGACAAGCUGCCCUUGCCGCUGAGCAGCUAAAGAAGAGCAUGGAAGAGGCCCGCCAGGUACCUGCUGGUGUGCCAACGUGGACGGGUCAAUAUGGCGAGGCAGGACGGCCUGAUGCCCCGAGGGGGUCCACAAGGGGUGGCAGAGGCGGAGGCCCGUCAUCGACUUCCAUCCUAUCCAACCUAGCAGCGCGUCAAGGCCGUCCCAAUCCUGCAUCCGCCACCCCCAACACCACAUCUGCAUCCUCGUCCCGCGCAUCUACUCCUUCAGCUACGACACCGCAGUCCUUCCGCGGCCGCCGUAUGCUCGAGAUGAUCCGCGACUUUAUGAUGACGCAUGGCGGCGUUGUGCCUUCACGCAUGCUGGUCGAUCAUUUCGAUCACUAUUGUCGUGCGCAGCCGGGCAGGAACGAAGAGUUCAAGGAGAUGCUGAAGCUCAUUGCGACGUUGGAGAAGAGUGGCAGUGCACAGAGGGGGCGGUGGGUGUUGAAGGAUGAGUGGAGGACGCCACGAGCAGCUGGGCGCGGAUGA
This is a messenger RNA of Cucurbitaria berberidis CBS 394.84, 3699 nucleotides long. Its product is annotated as DNA repair and recombination protein RAD26. Gene Ontology annotation, biological process: transcription-coupled nucleotide-excision repair. Gene Ontology annotation, cellular component: nucleus. Gene Ontology annotation, molecular function: ATP binding; ATP-dependent chromatin remodeler activity. The coding region runs from base 1 to 3699 and encodes 1232 amino acids. The record is from RefSeq and is a predicted model, not a curated record. NCBI's taxonomy places the organism in Eukaryota, Fungi, Ascomycota, Dothideomycetes, Pleosporales, Cucurbitariaceae. The transcript has a single exon.